Messenger RNA from Carica papaya (papaya), 799 nucleotides. The record is from RefSeq and is a predicted model, not a curated record. Lineage: Eukaryota; Viridiplantae; Streptophyta; Magnoliopsida; Brassicales; Caricaceae.
UAUACUGUUCAAAUGAAAUUAUGGCGGCAAUAUUGACCGGGAUUUUUGUUCUUCAUUUUUCUGUAGGAAAUAAAUGUAGAAUAGAAGGCUUUAGUUCCAUUACUUUUGAAGGUCAUGUUUCUGUUCAGGACGGGAGAGAUUUAAUGAAGCAUUUCGGUUCUCAGCAGAUCUCCGUUUCCUCCUGCUCGCCAUCUUUCCCUUCUGAACCUCCUGAUAUCAGGAACUGGUUUUCGAGUUAUGAGUAUGAGUCUUUUAUGUUGGAUACAAAUGAUAUCUAUGCGGAUACUUCUGUGGAAUGUGAGGACGAUAAAGAUAGAUUUGUUAAUGAGAAGACUAACAGAAGAAAGGGGUAUGACUGGAUGAAACCUGGAGAACUAAGAAAAAGGGAUGAAAUGAAUGUUAAUGAUGAUGUUUCUUCAUAUAAGUUUAUUAAAGGUAACAGCUUUUGUGAAAUCAAUAAACAUGAGGACCUGAAUUUGAGCAAGGUUCCUGAUGCUUUGCUUUCCUCCUCAAUACUUUCUGAGCCUCCUGACAUCAGAAACUGGCUCUCAAGCUAUGAAUAUCAAUCUCCUGUGCUGGAUACUGUGGAUUGUUUCAACUGCUCUGCUUCCAACAAAAGUAUUUCUGAGAAAGAGGGAGUUGUUGGAAAGUGCCAAGGGAAUAAAGAAAAAAACUUGGGGGACCUAAGGAAAUGUAGUGAUUGCCAUGAAGAAGGUAGUGGUCAGGUGGAUCCGCCAAAUGCUACAGUUCUUCCAAAGAUGGUAAGCAUGAAAGCCAAAUUUUAAUAAAUUAUAUUUUA